Messenger RNA from Trichophyton rubrum CBS 118892, 1185 nucleotides. RefSeq lists its product as uncharacterized. The coding region runs from base 1 to 1185 and encodes 394 amino acids. The record is from RefSeq and is a predicted model, not a curated record. The transcript has a single exon. Lineage: Eukaryota; Fungi; Ascomycota; Eurotiomycetes; Onygenales; Arthrodermataceae.
AUGGACGCCUGCAUCCGAAUGAUACUGCAGAUACUCAUGUUACUAUGGCCUACGUUCUCAAGGACCACCGAAUCCCAGGCUGCUCAACCUCAGGCUACUAAAUCCCAGGCCACUAAAUCCCAGGCCGCUAAAUUCCAGGCCACUAAAUCCCUGGCCGCUAAAUCCCUGGCCGCUGAAUUCCUGGACGCUGAUUCCCUGGACGCUGAUUCCCUGGACGCUGAUUCUCUGGACGCUGAAUCUCAGGUCAUUAAUAAAUCCUUUCCCCGGAAAAUUCUAGCGCCUAUACAUGCACUCCAUGCCGAUGCAAUAUAUUGCAUUGUUUCAUUGCUGCCAUCAGGUGACGCCGCUGCAUUUGUUCUCGCAUCCAAGUCCUUUUGGCAAGCUGCGGGUGGGCAAAGAGUCGUCAAUAGACUGUCGAAACCUAGUGACAGUCGUAUAGAUUUCCUGGAGAGGAUUGAAGCCCAAUUUCCUGAGCAUGUGCUCUGCUACCGUUGUCAGAUAUUCCAUACCCAGUGCAAGAAAAAGCCCCUUUUAAAGCCAGGUCAAUGCGAUACAGAAACUGCCAUUCAUUUUUUCGGGCCUAGGGAUGAAAGGAACAUUCCGUGUCUGCUAUAUAGACAGGCGAAAGAGGUCAUGAACCAUUAUCGGUUCGGCCCUACGCACGGUCGGUGCGCGGCCGCAGCUAUGAAUAUCAACACCUUUUACUUGAAACCCCACGGUGAAUACUGGUCAACUAAGGGUGUCUGGAAUUUCGAUAUCAAGUUUAUAUCUAAUAACUUGAUUCUAAAAGAAGACGUAUGGAUUAUGUAUCGAGCAUCGUUUCCACACGAUGCAUCUGACUAUUUGAAUGGCUUCAAGAAACACCUGCUGCCUGAAAUUACGCUACGUAGCCAGGUGAGUGACUGUUACUACUGUUACCGAUGUCCCUUAAGCCAUUCGGAGAGAGAAAUUCGAAUCUCCCGUCUACGAUAUAAACCCAGUUGUAUAUUGAUUCGAAGCACCACUUGGGAGAAUCUCGGGGCCUGCAAAAACUCCAAAGGAAGCUUAUGGGAGCAUGGAACCGAGUUUUCUCCCUGCAAUUUUGCCCGGGUUGCCAUAGAACCUAGAGAUCUCAAGUACAAACACCAUUUCGACUCCGAAUUGCCCUCUCGAGAUUAUCGGGGAAAGGAGAUUGAUUUUUGGUGA